Molecule: messenger RNA, 1056 nt
Organism: Aureobasidium namibiae CBS 147.97
Lineage: Eukaryota; Fungi; Ascomycota; Dothideomycetes; Dothideales; Saccotheciaceae
Product: quinate utilization oxidoreductase QutH
Exons: 1
Coding region: 1-1056 (351 amino acids)
Molecular function (GO): nucleotide binding
Source: RefSeq, a predicted model, not a curated record
AUGAACAACCAACCAGUCACUUUCGCCGUCAUCGGCACAGGUCUCAUCGGUCCUCGUCACGCCGCUGCGAUCAUCAAGACACCAAAAGCAAGACUUGCUUGCAUCGUAGACCCAAAUCCUGCAGCUUCAGCAGUGGCAGCAGAACUCAAUGUUCCACUCUUUGACUCUGUUGCAGAGAUGUUGGCAUCCCCUCUCAAGCCGCAAGCAGCGAUAAUUUGCACGCCGAACCACACACACGUGUCCAUCUCAAAGACUCUUCUCGACGCUAAUGUCUCUGUUCUCUGUGAGAAACCAAUCGCCACUGACUUGGCCGCUGCAGCAGGACUUCUGAAUCACGUCAAGCAGAGUUCAGCAAAAUUUGCAGUAGGCCACCACAGAAGGUUCAACAGGUACUUUCGAGCCACCAAAGCCGCGAUGCCUUCUCUAGGUCGUGUGAUCGCAGUAUCAGGACUCUGGACACUCUACAAGCCACCACCUUACUUUGAAGGAGUAGGCGAAUGGAGGAAAGACGGUGCGAACGGUGGCGCCAUCCUCAUAAACCUGGUGCACGAUGUGGAUGUUUUGCAAUUCCUGCUUGGGCCGAUCGUCCGAGUGUCGGCUGAGGAAACGAUCAAGCAACGAGGGUUCCAUGCAGAGGAAGGUGCAGCCAUACUGUUGAAGUUUCAGAGCGGCUGUGUGGGAACAUUCAUCGUCUCAGAUGCUGUGCCCUCGCCUCAUAACUUUGAGUCUGGCACUGGCGAGAACCCCACGAUUCCUGCGACCGGCAUGGAUUUCUAUAGGAUCUUUGGAACGGAGGCGAGUCUAAGUGUGCCGGAUAUGAAGAGGUGGAGUUAUGAUGGCAGAGACAAGAGUUGGACACAAGAGCUGAAGGAAGAAUCUUUGAGUGUCGAGGGGAGCAAAAUUCCAUUUGAGUUGCAGGUUGAGCAGUUUGUCAACGUCGUCAGAGGUGAAGAGGAACCAAUGUGCUCGGGAGAAGAUGCCGUGAGAGCCUUGAUUGUGGUUGAGGCAGUCAAGAAAGCCAUGAAACAGGGAACAGCAAUUGACAUUCCUUGUUAG